AUGGCGCUCGUUGCCGGAUAUGCUGAUGUGGUAAGCCUCGUGCGGUACCAGGCCUUCUCGAGCAUCCUUACCGGGAACGUCGUUUGGCUGGGCCGCUCCAUCAUCGAUAGCGAUGCAGCGCAAAAGCAUUCCCCAUUUUUCUACGUUGCCAUCAUCUUCUCCUUUGCCUUCGGGGCCUUUCUCCAUCGUCUCUUUGAGCUCAUCCGGCCGAACCGUGGUGGCUCCAUAUCAACUGCACCUUUGGCCAUUGCAAUGCUGAUCGUGGAGGUUGUGUACUUCUUCACUGAGGGCGAGUGGCAUCAAGAUACCCUGAAGUAUGGGGUCGUUGCCGUUUCGGCCCUUUUCGGUGUAGUGGCAUCGGCCUGCAGCAACGGCCGCAUGGGCAUCCACACGACGAUGGUCACUGGCCACACCCUGACAUUGGUGGGUGGCCUUGCGAAGAUCAUCCUCCGAGUGAAGUUGCGAAACGAGGAGCGAGCGAAGAUGCUGAUGAGUACGAUGGUCAUCGCCGGUACCAUUGGCGGCGCUUGCAUUGGUGCAUGGGCAGUGCUGACCCCGAAGAUUGACCAUCACCUCCUGCUUUUUCCAAUUCCAGUCAUCAUGAUCGUCCUGAUGUUUCUGCACGAUCAUUUGGCGAAGCCCCGUUCUUUGAUAAAGAAGGUGCAGCACAAGUUGAGACAACAUGCCGAACAUUUUCAUCGAGAGAACUCCCCCGUGACUUCUGAAGCUGAUCACGACGACGAGGACUGUUCUGCUUCGGCAUGUUCCGGCUCAGUGGAUGGCGACGAGGAAGACAGCCGAGCAUAG
Symbiodinium sp. CCMP2592 is the source of this 807-nucleotide messenger RNA. The record is from the annotation of a GenBank genome assembly. NCBI's taxonomy places the organism in Eukaryota, Dinophyceae, Suessiales, Symbiodiniaceae.